Messenger RNA from Chondrus crispus (carragheen), 405 nucleotides. RefSeq lists its product as hypothetical. The transcript has a single exon. Gene Ontology annotation, molecular function: DNA binding. The record is from RefSeq and is a predicted model, not a curated record. The coding region runs from base 1 to 405 and encodes 134 amino acids. NCBI's taxonomy places the organism in Eukaryota, Rhodophyta, Florideophyceae, Gigartinales, Gigartinaceae.
AUGCCGAAAGGGAAGCAAUUGACAGACGUGGAAAAAGGUCAAAUUCUCGUUCUCCACAACCAAUGUUCGUCUGUCCGAGAGAUCGCAGAGUCCAUCAACAGAUCGAAGACCGUCGUGCACAACUCUACAAAGAAUCCGCAGGCAUAUGGAUCUAAAAAGAGGAGUGGAAGGCCUCCUAAACUAACACCCGUUUUAAUGCGCAAGGUAAUAAGGGAGGCUUCUAAAGGAGAAAAGUCGGCCAAUCAGAUCCGCAAGGCACUCGAUUUACCGGUCUACCGGUCGCGCGUACAAGAUCUUUUGAGGAAAUAUAUUAAUCUAAAGUAUGCCAAUUUUAUAAGUGCUCCAAUCCUCACUCCGAUGCAUAUGCCACAACAACUAGGCUGGGCUAAAAAUCAUGAAACUUAG